Molecule: messenger RNA, 2865 nt
Organism: Dipodomys spectabilis (banner-tailed kangaroo rat)
Lineage: Eukaryota; Metazoa; Chordata; Mammalia; Rodentia; Heteromyidae
Gene: En2
Product: engrailed homeobox 2
Exons: 2
Coding region: 1-966 (321 amino acids)
Biological process (GO): multicellular organism development; regulation of transcription by RNA polymerase II; neuron differentiation
Cellular component (GO): nucleus
Molecular function (GO): RNA polymerase II cis-regulatory region sequence-specific DNA binding; DNA-binding transcription factor activity, RNA polymerase II-specific
Source: RefSeq, a predicted model, not a curated record
AUGGAGGAGAGUGAGCCCAAGCCCGGCGAGGCGGCGGUGGCGGGGCAGCGGCAGCCCGAAUCCAGCCCCGGCGGCGGCUCGAGCGGCGGCGACUCGGAUACCGGCCGCCGCCGAGCUCCGAUCCUGCCCGCGGCCCUGCAGGCGCCGGGCAACCACCCGCAUCCGCACCGCAUCACCAACUUCUUCAUCGACAACAUCCUGCGGCCCGAGUUCGGCCGGCGAAAGGACCCGGGGACGAGCGGCGCGGGCGCGGGCGCGGGCGGCGGCAGAGGCGGCGGCGAAGGCGGCACCGGCGGCGCGGAGGGCGGCGGCGGCGAGCACCUCCCCGGCUCGAGCGCCCGCGAGCCCCGGCACAUCCCGCCGUGCGCGCCCGGGGCGGGCGGGGCCCUCCCCGCGGGCGGCCGCGACUCCCCGGGGCACGGGGAAGGCGCCUCCCAGACGCUCGCGCUGCACGGCGGCGCCAAGAGGGGCGGCGACCCCGGGGGUCCCCCGGACGGGGCUCUGAAGGCCCGGAGCUUGGGCGGCGGCGGCGACUUGUCGGUGAGCUCGGACUCGGACAGCUCGCAGGCCGGCGCCACGCUGGGCGCGCAGCCGAUGCUCUGGCCGGCCUGGGUCUACUGCACGCGCUACUCCGAUCGACCCUCGUCAGGCCCCAGGUCUCGCAAACCAAAGAAGAAGAACCUCAACAAAGAGGACAAGCGGCCUCGCACGGCCUUCACGGCGGAGCAGCUUCAGAGGCUCAAGGCAGAGUUCCAGACCAACCGCUACCUGACGGAGCAGCGGCGGCAGAGCCUGGCGCAGGAGCUCAGCCUCAACGAGUCGCAGAUCAAGAUCUGGUUCCAGAACAAGCGCGCCAAGAUCAAGAAGGCCACGGGCAACAAGAACACGCUGGCCGUGCACCUCAUGGCGCAGGGUCUGUACAACCACUCCACCACCGCCAAGGAGGGCAAGUCGGACAGCGAGUAGGGCGGCGGCGGUGGCGGCGGCGGGAGGGCUGCGCGAGCGCGCAGAGGCCAGGUCUCAGUCCGAGCAAACAAUGCAAUAAUUUAAAACAUUAACUAAAGGGCCAGUGUAUAAAGAUUAUACCAGCAUUAUUCGUAAAAGUAUCGUGUGGUUCUGCAAUAGUCUAUGUAUAUAUAAUUUACAGGUGGUGUAAAAUCCAAACUGUCUGACUAUAAAAUAUUUCUAAAGUUUUUUUUGCGUUUACAGAUUAUGCUAAUUUUAUGGGUUUUUGUUUGUUUUUGCAAAGGGGGCUUCUUAGGGUUUCAUCUUUUUUUAAUCCCCUGAGCUCCCUUCUGGGACAUCAGACACUUUUUUAAAUCAUUAUUAUUUCAACAGAAGAAGAAAAAUUUAAAAACCCAACUUGCUAAAGUCCAAAGAUUUUUAUUGCUGCAUUUCACACAACUGUGAACCCGAUAAAUAGCUCCUAUUUGGUCUGAGUUCUACCACUUUGUUUGUGUUCACUUGGUGAGGACAGCAGGAGGCUGGCCAAGCCUGGGCCACAACCCCCAGGUCUUCCUGGCCUUGCCAAAAGACCUGGCUGGGAAAGAGGACUCCCAGGUCCUUGAGUGAGUCUGGGGAAUGGCCUUGAGAAGUGACCUCUGAGUGACACCUGGCCCAGGCCCGCAGCCUCUCCAGGUCCCUCCUAGCUGACCUACUACUGUCUCUGUCCACUGCCUCCUGGCGGCACUGCCCUUGCCUCUGUGACUAUUCCCACACUUCUGUCUGUACCUGUGUCUCUGUCCCUGCCAGGGUGAUUUGUCAACACCCACUCUCCCACCUCAGGCCUGGCCUGGGCAGUGGAGCUUGGAGUUUCAGGACCCUGGCAUAUGGCCUGCACGCCCCACCGCUGGGGCAGCCCUCCCUCCCCCGGCCGGCUCUACAGCUCUACUGUACCGUGUCAGCCGCCAGAAGCCCCGCCAGGUCCUUGCUGAGAGCUGAAGAGGGAUUGGCGUUGUCUUCCUUUUCUUCCCCCUUUCCCUUUUUUCUUUUCCUUUUCCUUUUUUUUUUUUUUUUUUUUGGAAUGGCCAUUUUUGAUGUUGAAAAUACUCUUCCAAGAUACAUACGCGUCUGUGUGUAUACAUGUGUGCACACACGUGCGUAUGCAUGUGCACUGACACAUACCAGGCCUGUAUGAGGCUGAAAUUCUAGAACCUGUGGCCACUUUGACUUUCAAAGGACUCAGAACCCUACAGGAUCUAGAGAAAGGAAGAAAGUAUGUAAAUAGUCAUUUCUUUCUUAUCACUUUUUGUCCUUUCUUGUUUUUUUAAGAAAAUACACAUUUUAUUUUUUGAAGGUGUGGUACAGUGUAAAUUAAAUAUAUUCAAUAUAUUCCCCACCAAGAACAUAUAUAUAUAUAUAUGCCAACACUUUAUCUCUCUAUAUAACCCCACACUGUCUUCUGUUUAGUGUAUGGGAAAAGGAUGUCCAUAUGUCCAGCUGGUAGGGCCGGGCUGCUCAGGCUGAGUCAGCCGCCCCCCAGGACUGAGGGUAGACUUCUCUCUUUGCCUUAAACCUCUUUUAUUUCACUACAAUAAUAGUUUCACUUUGUACAUAAUAGUGUGAACCUUUUUGAAAAGGAAACUAUAAAGAUGAAAGUUGUAAUUUAAAAUUCUGUGCAUAACCAUCUGCUGCUUCAGAAACUCCAUGAAGUGACAUGCCUUUUUAGCAGGAAGUAAUAUUUUUAGUUUAUAAAACGUGCAUUUUACCACUUCCAGUAUCAAAUAUUUAUAAUCUUAUAAGAAAUGAAUGAAUGUUUCUAUUUACAACUGUGCUUAUCAAAAUUGUGAACGUUCCCAGCCCUGCAUUUUUGUGUGUUUAAAUUCUUGAAAGUUACAUGAAAUAAAAAGAAACACCUCUUUAUUA